AUGCCUUCGGAGAUGAUCCGACAUCAUCCUGGCUACUAUGAGCCCGACCCGCCAGACACAGCCGCUGCUGAGUCCGUGCAAUCCACCGUCUCCCACCAAGUACCAGCAAACGGAAGACGGUCGAGCAGGAUUUGGAGCAUGUUUUCUACACUCUCAGAUGGACUUCGUUCUAGGAGAUUAAGCGCUCUCUUCUACAAUCAGCCCGACAAGCCCCAGACACGCACAAUGGCACCAAAAAUACUUCGGCUACCUGUAGAGACAUACCGACCUAUUCUACUACAGCUCGCGGCGACCUCUUCACGCGCCGAGCUCGCCAACGCCGCGCUCGUCUCGAAAGCCAUGUGUCACGAGGCUCAGCGUAUCAUCUACCACACGCUCACGCUCGCUCCGGACGUUCCACAACCAACAGAGAUCAGCGACACGGUCGCGCGCAUGGUCCGCGGCGUCAGCAUCCGACUGGGCAAUCGGUACCGCGCAGCCAAGCACACACAAUGGUGCAUGGACCUGCUCCCUCGCCUCAUCUUCCUAGAAAAGAUUGACAUUGCCGGUCGAGGGUGGGAAGUCAGCGUCUUUGAAUCGUGCUUACCGCGUGUGUGGGACCGAUACGAAGGUGUAACGGGGGUAAAGACAUUUCAUUUCGAUGGAACGAUCGACUUGCCCUUGAUUCGCUUCCUCGCUGCUCAGCCAUCCCUUGCAGAACUCGAGCUGGCAAGCGGGAUGAUGGUCCCCUUUCACUCGUCCGAGGUGGUCGAAGUCGUCUCUACGCCGUAUUUCCAUCUUACCAAAAUCUCCAUACCCCAUGAGUAUGCCAAGGCCAUCAUCCGUCUCGCGCCUUGUUUGCAGCACCUCACAUUGACGUUUGACGUCGGGACGACCGCGAUGGAUUUGGGGGACACAUUGAAACAACUCCCUGAAUCGAUGCAAUCGCUCAUCUUCAAUACGACGCGACGCGAUUUGCUGCCCGCACAUGCCUUUCUCCCACGCAGUCUCCGCAUGCUUUCCACCGUCUUUGUCCAACAUGAGUCUGCACAGAUGCUCCAAUACCUCUCACAUCUCAAGUUCUUGGAACACAUCAUCUUGAACGUCUGCCAGCCUUCUGUUCCCACGUUCAUCAACCCCUUUGCGAUCGGGGCCCUCCCGCCGUCACCGACGCCGACCCAGGGGUUUGAUGAUCGGGCGGUGGACGUGUUCAUCACGCAACUUAAAGUGAUCUGCCCGAACGUCAAGACGGUGCAAGUAGACGAUCAGGUGUUCAAUCGGAGAAGCAGUCUCUGGGCCGAGGAGAGGGAUGGGAGUAUGUCACGGAGGGAAAGCUAUGACAUUUCGCGACACAGGGAUGGGUCUGCGGCGCGGAUGUGGUCGCGCAUGUCUCUCUAA
Molecule: messenger RNA, 1377 nt
Organism: Serendipita indica DSM 11827
Lineage: Eukaryota; Fungi; Basidiomycota; Agaricomycetes; Sebacinales; Serendipitaceae
Source: the annotation of a GenBank genome assembly